AUGUUCAUUGCCCGCGCGCUGUCUCAAGACAUGGAGGCGCCUCUCGCCGAGCAGGGGAAGGGUAAGGCGGUGAAUCCCGACCUCUAUGCCAGCUCGGCCCCCACGCGAUGCCCAACGGCAGAGCUGCCCCCCUUCGAAGACGACCAGGACGACGACGUGCACGAGGAGAGCUGGUGCGCCACUGCGCUGCAGAGGGAUGGCGACGAGCCGGCGCUCCUCGAGACGGUGCCCUUCGAGACGGUGCCCCUCAGAGGCCAACGUCCCUGGAGGGGGCCUGCGAUGCCGGUGCCGAAGGAAGCCCCGCUCAGGCGCCUCCGGUCUCAGGCGUACUGGGAGCAGAAAGCCGCCGCCGCCGGGCGGCCGGCGUGCUCGCCGUGGGAGAUGGGAGUGAAGCAGUGCCGCCCGUGCUUCGACGAAGAGGGCUGCCUCGGGCCCGCGGCGGCCCCGACGCCGGCAGCAGAAGGCGCCGCAGGCGCCGGCCCAGCGGCGGCCGCGCCGCUGGCAGCAGGAGCCGCCGAGGGCGAAGGCGCGGCUGGCAGCCCCAAGAGCUUGGCGGGCGCCAUCUCGAGGGAGUUGCGCCGCGCGGCGCUCGUGCCGGUUCCGCCUCCGGCCCCGCCGAUUGCUGCGCCGCCAGGACUCGGACCACUCGGGGCCGUUCCACGCGGUGCCGCUCUGAGGUCGCGCGGCCGGUCGUACCACCUGGCGCGGAGCUGCUAG
Prorocentrum cordatum is the source of this 717-nucleotide messenger RNA. The record is from the annotation of a GenBank genome assembly. Lineage: Eukaryota; Dinophyceae; Prorocentrales; Prorocentraceae.